This is a messenger RNA of Gamsiella multidivaricata, 579 nucleotides long. RefSeq lists its product as uncharacterized. The transcript has 2 exons. Bases 1 to 579 code for a protein of 192 amino acids. The record is from RefSeq and is a predicted model, not a curated record. Lineage: Eukaryota; Fungi; Mortierellomycota; Mortierellomycetes; Mortierellales; Mortierellaceae.
AUGGAGUUGUCUAUGUCGAUCACGCGUAUAUCUGUGGAGGAUACUGCUGCUGGUGCUUCUACUCCUUCUGGUUCUAGUUCUGGUUCUGGUGCUGGUGCUGUUGUCUGUGCUUUACUUGCUGGCGAUAAUGAGGGUGAGGAUGCUGGUGGUUGGGGAGAAUUGAAUGCUCGCCGUCGUCGUUGCGCGUUUGAACUGAAAGGGUCGUCCCCGAAUGAGACUGUCGUUGCUGCUGCUGUUGAAGAGUACUUUCGAGUACGAACCUCCUCCGUUCUUCCAUGCGCCAAUGCCAACCCCACCGCCCGCGGUCGUCGCUGUGUCUGUGUCUGGUUGAAAGAUCUGAGCAGGUUCUGGUUCACUAUAUGUACUUUUGGAGGCCGUGCUAUAACUCGAUUGCCUCAAGGUUCUGGGAAGCAGUCGCUGUUGCCGGUACUGGCAAAGGGCGCUGUGCUGCUGCAGGCACACACCUCGGACGGAGGCAUUCCUGCGGAAGAGGACGAAUGGCUGCAUCGCCACACGCUCCAUUGCGAGUUUAGUCUUUUGAGGAGUUGCUGGUUUAUGUCCACUGCGUUUUGGUCCUGA